Cyphellophora europaea CBS 101466 is the source of this 1743-nucleotide messenger RNA. RefSeq lists its product as uncharacterized. Gene Ontology annotation, cellular component: U4/U6 x U5 tri-snRNP complex. NCBI's taxonomy places the organism in Eukaryota, Fungi, Ascomycota, Eurotiomycetes, Chaetothyriales, Cyphellophoraceae. Bases 1 to 1743 code for a protein of 580 amino acids. The record is from RefSeq and is a predicted model, not a curated record. The transcript has a single exon. Gene Ontology annotation, biological process: mRNA splicing, via spliceosome.
AUGGCGGACGUGUCGAACAAUUCGCUAAAGAGGCCUCUCUCGGAAGACGAUGACCCAUCGGGCCAGAAAAGAGCGCGAUCAAACAAUGGGUCCCCACGUCCCUCAACACCAGGUACACCUGGUGGCUCGAAGCCAGAUGUCAACCAGAUGCUCGCGCAGGCUCGCGCCAAGGCAGAAGCCCUCAGAGCGCGAAUGGGCACAAACAAGCCUGCAACGCCUGCAGCCUCGACUGCGUCCACGGCUCCUCCUGCGACGUCAGCUGCAGAUCGCCUCGCCGCCUUGAAAGCAAGAGUAGCAGCUGCGACGAGCAAGUCAUCAACCGCAUCUGCGCCGUCCCAACAGCGAGCGGCCCCGGUGUCUCAGAAAGGUCAAUAUGAAGAAAUGCCGCAAGGUCGUUUUGGGCUGGAUGUGGGCCUGCACCCUCUACUGCGCGACGAUGAGCCCAAGGCCACGACAGGACGCGCACAGCCUAAAUUUGCAACUGCCAUGGGCAACAAAAGAACUCAGGGAUCCAUUCCCAAGAAAGAGCAGCUUGACCUGUCAGGGCCAAACCUAGAGGAGUUGAAAGCCAACCCUUAUUUUGAUACCAGCCUGGGCCCUCGAAACACCGGCACGCGAAACCGCCAGUCUCGACAGCUGAUAUUCAACCAGAAGGGCAAAUAUAUUCAGCAGGCUGUGGCGCUCCGCCGACAAGCGCAAUUGGAGGAGAUGAAGAACCGCAUUGCUGCCCGUGCUCGCCUUGCUGGUAUCGACGAAGAUCUCGACACAGAACGCGCCUUUCUCGUCCCCGCACCUCCCGAGAUUGAAUGGUGGGACGAAGGUCUAGUCAAUGGCGACUCUUAUGCCGCCAUCUCCGAUCCAUCAGGUCUAAAGAUCGACACUCCCGACUCCAUCAUUACUGCCUACAUCCAGCAUCCCGUUCUGCUCGAACCCCCACAAGAGAAGAACAUGCCCGCUCCGAAAGCCAUGUAUCUUACCAAGACCGAACAAGCGAAGCUACGCCGGCAGAGACGAAUGGCCGAUCUGAAGGAGCAACAAGCCAAGAUCCGCCUCGGGUUGGAGCCCCCACCACCUCCGAAAGUGAAGAAGAACAACAUGAUGCGAGUUCUUGGUGAUGAGGCUGUCAAGGAUCCCACGGCGGUAGAGGCUCGCGUCAACCGUGAGAUUGCCGACCGCGCACAGAAGCACGAAGAAGCAAAUUCCGCCCGUGCCCUGACGAAAGAGGAGAAAGCAGAGAAGCUGGCGCGUCAGCAAGAAGCCGACGAGUCCCUAGGCAUUCAUUUGCGAGUGUACAAGGUGGGCAGCCUCGCGAACGGCAAACAUCGCUUCCAGGUCAGCAAGAAUGCGGAGCAGAACAAGCUCACCGGGGUGUGCAUCAUGCACCCGCGACUCAAUCUCAUUGUUGUCGAGGGAGGCAUUCAUUCAAUCCGAAACUAUGAUAAGCUCAUGCAAAACCGCAUCCACUGGACAGAGAACGAGGAGCCCAAAGCAGUACAGGAGGGAAACAGGGAGGCCCAGGCGAAGUGGCUGGAUCCCCGAGACGAGGAAACGGGCGAGUUGAGAGACCUCACAGAGAAUCGAUGCGAGCUUAUCUUCUCGGGUGAGGAGAAGCAGAGGGCGUUUAGGAAGUGGCUCGGCGCCAGGAUUUGUGAGACUGAUGGACAAGCCAGAGAUGUGUUGACGAGGGCUAAGAUGCAGGACUUCUGGGCUCAGGCGAAGACUUUCAAGUCGGACGUCUAUUGA